CUCCCAAAUCUAUCAAAUUCAAUGUUCCAAGAGCGAGGCUUAAAGCCACGAUAGCGUCAUCACCAAGAUAUUAGCUCCGGAAACAGCUCCGGGAACAGGUGGGCCGUGAUACCCCUCAAUUGCCCCUCCCAUUAACUAUAAGUAUAACCAUAAUCGAAAGAAGCAUAACAAACUCUAAAAUAACUUCAACAUGGCAAAAGCAUUCAGAGAACUCAUCGGUGUUUCACCAUCCACUGCUUCCACAAAUGAUAGUGUCUUGAUAAUCAUCGAUGCUCAAAACGAGUAUGCUACUGGACAUUUAAAGACAGAGAAUGUUCAAUCAACACGCAAAGCUAUCUCCACUCUCCUCGAGAAAUACCGUGCUGCCUCCGCACCGCUUGUACAUGUCGUUCAUCAAGUCCCAGAAGGAGCUCCAGUCUUCACCCCAAAUUCUGACCUCGCAAAAGAGUUCGCAGAGCUUGAACCCAAGGGAGAUGAGAAGGUUAUUCAGAAGCAACAGCCAGGAUCUUUCACCGGAACGGAUCUGGACGAAUUCUUGAAGAAGUCAGGGAAGAACAAGAUCGUUUUGACAGGAUAUAUGGCGCAUGUUUGUGUCAGUACCACUGCUAGACAAGCUGCCGAGAGAGGGUAUGAUGUGAUCAUCGCAGAAGAUGCGGUGGGAGAUAGGAAUAUUCCUGGGGUGAAUGCAGAGGAUUUGGUGAGCGUGACGUUGGCAGAGUUGGCAGAUGCUUUUGGAAGUGUGGUGAAGGUUGUCUCCAAGACAACCUCGCGAGGUCCAACAUUCCGAUGAUUGCAAUGUCCGUCCUUGCUGAAGACUUUCUGCUGCUUCAGUGUCCUCAAGGCUUUAAUGUCCAUCCCUGCUACAGAAGCCUUUCUCCCUCGAUGUCCUCAAGUAUUUGAUGUCUGAUCCUGCUCCAGAACAUCUGCUUCUUGAAUGUCUCUUGUCCCUAUCCCUCAAGCUCCUCAAGAUCCCGCCUCUGCCCGCCAAUAUAUCUUGGUAUCCGAGAAAUCAUGUCGUACUUGUGGGAAAUCGAGAAUCCGACAAUCCUUCACCAUUUCUUUUAAAGACUUUUUAAUUCCAGCAUUCGACCCAUCAAAUCUACCAAAGUUCUCCACAUCCGUUCCAAUCAACACCGCAGGUCUUGGUCCAUCACUGAAACUCUGAUACACCGGA
Mollisia scopiformis is the source of this 1174-nucleotide messenger RNA. RefSeq names its product isochorismatase hydrolase-like protein. Lineage: Eukaryota; Fungi; Ascomycota; Leotiomycetes; Helotiales; Mollisiaceae. The transcript is spliced from 4 exons. Bases 191 to 790 code for a protein of 199 amino acids. The record is from RefSeq and is a predicted model, not a curated record.